AUGGGGCAAUCCAUGGUAACCCCCCUGAGUCUCACCCUCGACCAUUGGCAGGACGUCCGAAACCGUGCCAGCAACUUAUCGGUCAAGGUCAAAAAGAAGAAGUGGGUAACCCUCUGCACUUCUGAAUGGCCAACCUUCAACGUAGGCUGGCCCAAAGAAGGGUCCUUUAAUCCCGAUCUUGUUUCACAGGUCAAAUCCCACAUCUUCACUCCAGGCCCUAAAGGACAUCUUGACCAAGUUCCAUACAUCGUGACUUGGGAAAACCUGGUUUUUGACCCGCCACCAUGGGUCACCCCCUUUGCUACCCCAAAACCCCUCCUCUCUUCCCUUCCUAACGAACCCUCCCUUCCUCCUACCACUCCCGCUCCUUUUAUUCCUGUCCCUCCUCAGACCACCCAAACCUCUAGACUAUAUCCUAUACUGGAUAAAUCCAAGCCCUCCGCUCCUCCUAAGUCGAAACCUCGGACUGUCCUUCCACCCAAGGAAAAUACCUUAAUAGAUCUACUAGCAGAAGAACCCCCACCUUACCCUCCUCAACCUCUCCCCGACACCAACCCUCAUCCGGAUUCCUCCGAGGAGGAUGAGGAACCCCCAAUUGCCGGAAUCCUCCCAGACCCCUCUCCAAUGGUGGGAAGACUCCGAGGGCGCAAGGAGCCUACAACUUCUAGGGAAACCUCAAAGAUUUUCCCCUUAAGACAGACUGGAGGCCCUAAUGGUCAAUAUCAAUACUGGCCUUUCUCUGCCUCCGACCUUUAUAACUGGAAAACCCAUAACCCUUCCUUCUCGAGUGACCCUGUAGCCUUAACCUCUUUAAUUGAGUCCAUUCUAGUGACCCACCAACCAACCUGGGAUGACUGCCAGCAGCUUCUCCAAACUCUCCUCACAUCCGAGGAAAGACAAAAAGUCUUAUUAGAAGCCCGUAAAAAUGUUCCUGGGGACAAUGGGCAUCCCACACAGCUCCCCAAUCUGAUUAAUGAGGCUUUUCCCUUGACAUGGCCUGAUUGGGAUUACAAUACUGAUGAAGGUAGGAACCACCUACGUCUCUAUCGCCAGUUACUCAUAGCGGGUCUCCAUGGGGCCGGACGAAGGCCCACCAAUUUGGCUCAGGUAAGGCAAACUGUUCAGAGGGCGGACGAAACCCCUACUGCAUUUCUAGAAAGAUUGAAGGAGGCAUAUCGAAGUUUUACUCCUUUCGACCCAGAUAGUGAGGAACAGAAAGGCAAUGUCUCUAUGGCAUUCAUUUGGCAAUCUGCCCCUGACAUUAGAAGCAAGCUACAAAGGUUGGAUAAUCUGCAGGAUUUCUCCCUGGCAGAUUUGUUAAAGGAAGCAGAAAAGAUUUACAAUAAGAGGGAAACUCCAGAAGAAAAAGAAGAGAGGAUUAGGAAAGUGCAGGAAGAAAGAGAUAUAAGAUACCGAGAGGAAUUAGAUAAGAGGGAUCAAAAGCGUAAUAAAGAAAUAAGUAAAGUACUGGCCGCAAUAGCUCAGACAGGGUCAAAAGGGACUAAACCAGAAAGAGAAAGGGGACGAAGCAGGCCCCAAGUGGAACACGACCAAUACGCCUACUGUAAGGAAAAAGGACAUUGGGCAAAAGACUGUCCAAGAAAUCCCAAAAGGCUCCCUGACUCAAGGAGGUACCCCAACAAAACCCCUCAACUACUAACUUUGGAUGAUGAUGAUUAGGGACGUCAGGGCCAGGAGCUCCCCCCUGAGCCCCGGAUAACUCUACAAGUGGGGGAGCAACCGCUAACCUUCCUAGUGGACACAGGAGCCCAACAUUUAGUGCUGACGCAGGACCCCGGACUCCUAAGUGGAAGGACGACAUGGGUCCAGGGGGCCACCGGAUGCAAACCGUAUCGAUGGACCACUAAAAGAGAAGUCCACCUUGCCUCAGGUAAGGUCUCCCACUCAUUCCUGCAUGUGCCCGACUGUCCAUACCCAUUACUAGGAAGAGACUUACUAACCAAACUAAAAGCUCAGAUUUGUUUUGAGAAUGGAAGGGCCUCCAUAAGUGGGCCCAACGGGGUGCCUCUCCAUAUAUUGACUUUUAACUUGGAAGAUGAAUAUAGACUAUUUGACCAACUCCCCGAACUUGGCAAAGAUAUGGACUAUUGGCUCAGCUCCUACCCAGAGGCCUGGGCUGAAACUGGGGGAAUGGGAAUGGCAAUACGCCAAGCCCCCAUAGUGAUCUCACUCAAGACCACUGCAAUACCUAUCAAUAUUAAACAAUACCCCAUGUCCAGGGAAGUUUACCUAGGCAUUAAACCGCAUAUCAAGUGGCUCCUAGAUCAAGGCAUACUGACACCUUGCCGAUCACCCUGGAACACCCCCUUACUCCCAGUCAAAAAGCCAGGGACUCAAGACUAUCGCCCGGUACAAGACUUAAGGAAGAUAAACAAGAGAGUGGAAGACAUCCACCCCACGGUACCCAACACUUAUAACCUCCUCAGUACCUUGCCUCCCACUCAUACCUGGUAUACUGUCCUAGAUUUAAAGGAUGCAUUCUUCUGCUUGAGGUUAAGUCCCCAGAGCCAGGCCCUAUUUGCAUUUGAAUGGAAGGAUCCUGAGGAAGGACUCUCAGGACAAUUGACCUGGACCCGGUUACCACAAGGAUUUAAGAACAGUCCCACACUUUUUGACGAAGCCCUACAUCAGGACUUAGCUGAUUUCCGGGUAAAAAACCCCUCCCUAAUAAUGCUCCAAUACGUAGAUGACAUUCUAGUGGCGGCCCCUACCGAAGAAGAAUGUAUUGAAGGGACCAAAGCAUUACUGCAGGCUCUAGGGCAAUUGGGGUACCAGGCCUCUGCAAAGAAAGCACAAAUCUGUCAGACGAAAGUUACCUACCUCGGAUAUGAGCUUCAUAAUGGUCAAAGAUGGCUCACCGCAGCCCGGAAAGAAACUAUCUCGAGUAUUUCCAUUCCCCAGAAUCCCAAACAACUACGGGAAUUCCUGGGGACAGCAGGUUUUUGUAGACUAUGGAUUCCUGGAUUUGCAGAGAUAGCAGCCCCUCUGUACCUAUUAACAAAGCAGAACAGCCCUUUCGCCUGGACAAAUGAACACCAGAGGGCGUUUGAUCACAUCAAACAGGCCCUCCUAUCUGCCUCUGCCCUGGGUUUACCGGACAUCACUAAGCCUUUUGACCUCUUUGUUGACGAAAAGCAGGGAUAUGCAAAGGGAGUCCUAACCCAGAAAUUGGGGCCAUGGAGACGCCCAAUUGCCUACUUGUCAAAAAAAUUGGACCCUGUGGCAUCAGGAUGGCCUCCCUGCCUCCAGAUGAUAGCAGCAGUAGCAAUCCUAAUUAAGGAUGCUACUAAACUGACUCUGGGACAGCCACUAACCUUGUUAACUCCACAUGCCAUCGAAGCAGUAAUCCGGCAACCUCCUGACCGCUGGAUCUCCAAUGCCCGGCUUACCCACUACCAAUCUUUAUUGCUGGACACGGACCGAAUCCUGUUCGGUCCUUUAGUAACUCUAAACCCAGCCACGCUCCUGCCCCUCCCCGGGGGACCCGUCCCCCACAAUUGCCAACAGAUUCUUGCAGAGACCCAAGGAACCCGACCAGAUCUGUUAGACCAACCUAUGACGGACGCGGAGUUAGUCUGGUUCACUGACGGGAGUUGCUAUUUGCUAAACGGGGAACGACGAGCAGGAGCAGCCAUCACCACUGAAUCAGAGGUAAUCUGGGAGAGCGCGUUACCGGGAGGAACAUCAGCCCAGCGAGCAGAGCUGAUAGCUCUGAUGCAGGCCUUAAAACUGGCUGAGGGGAAGAAACUCAAUGUAUACACAGACAGUCGGUAUGCCUUUGCUACCGCCCAUAUCCAUGGAGAAAUAUAUCGGCGGCGAGGGUUAUUAACCUCAGAGGGAAGAGAGAUCAAGAAUAAGACUGAAAUCUUAGCCUUAUUAAAGGCCCUCUUUCUGCCAAAGAGACUAAGUAUAAUACAUUGCCCUGGCCACCAAAAGGGAGACCAUCUAGAGGCAAAAGGAAACAGACUGGCAGACGAAACUGCUAGGAAUGCAGCUUUAGGCCCACAACUCCUAGUGACUACCCUAUUGCCACAAAAGGUUAAAAAGCCACCCGAGGGCUUCGAGGAACGAUGGGUCUAUGAGGACCCAGAUUUGGACAUUGUGCAACAUCUAGAGGCCACCUAUAACCCAGCUGAAGGCACAUGGGAAUACCAGGGAAAAACUGUAAUGCCUAUCAAACAGACCAAAGAACUAAUAAGAUCCUUGCACAGACUUACUCAUUUGGGAGCUAAAAAGAUGAGAAACCUCUUAGAUCGUGGAGAAGGAAAUCUAUACCUGCCCCACAGAGACUCAAUCAUCAGGCAAGUUGUGAGAAAUUGUCAAGCUUGUGCUCAGGUUAACGCAGGUAAAAUAAAAUUUGGGAUUGGGACCCAGACCAGAGGGCACAAGCCUGGAACCAGUUGGGAAGUCGACUUUACAGAAAUCAAACCGGUGUAUGGAUACAGGUAUCUUUUAGUUUUUGUGGACACUUUUUCAGGAUGGGUAGAAGCAUAUCCCACUUGGCAUGAGACUGCUAAAGUCGUAGCAAAGAAGCUACUGGAAGAAAUCUUUCCAAGGUAUGGUGUACCUGGGGCUAUUGGUUCAGAAAACGGGCCUGCCUUCACCUCCCAGGUAAGUCAGUUAGUGGCCAGUACAUUGGGGAUUAAUUGGAAAUUACAUUGUGCUUACCGACCCCAAAGCUCAGGGCAGGUAGAAAGAAUGAAUAGAACUAUCAAGGAGACUUUAACUAAAUUAACGCUUGAAACUGGCACUAGAGACUGGGUGCAACUCCUGCCAUUAGCUUUGUACAGGGCCAGGAACACCCCUGGCCCUCAAGGACUAACCCCCUUUGAAAUUCUGUAUGGUGCCCCACCACCUGCUGUCAAUUUCUAUGAAACUGAGAUUUCUGCUCUGUUCAACCCCACCCUGCAGACCCAUGUACGUGCAUUGCAGUUAGUCCAAAAUGAAGUCUGGAAGCCCCUAGCAGCAGCCUAUAAGGAACAACUGGAGAAACCAACAGUGCCACACUCCUUCAAGAUAGGAGACACCGUCUGGGUCCGCAGGCAUCAGAACAAAAACCUUGAACCUCGCUGGAAAGGACCUUACACCGUCUUGCUGACCACCCCUACCACCAUCAAGGUAGACGGCAUUGCAGCUUGGGUCCACGCAUCCCACGCGAAAGCUGCACAUCCACAAGACUCCACCCCUGCACCCCAGGAAUCAACAUGGAGGUUACAACGCACCCAAAACCCACUAAAGAUAAGACUUUCACGCUGUUAAUUAUCUUAGCUUUGUUUCCCAUGAUGUCCUAUGGCAGUCCACAUGUAUCCAGAAAUCUAGUUUGGUUUAUUCACAAUAUUGAAACUGGAAAGAAACUGGUC
This is a messenger RNA of Sciurus carolinensis (gray squirrel), 5381 nucleotides long. RefSeq lists its product as uncharacterized. Gene Ontology annotation, molecular function: nucleic acid binding; zinc ion binding; RNA-DNA hybrid ribonuclease activity. Lineage: Eukaryota; Metazoa; Chordata; Mammalia; Rodentia; Sciuridae. Gene Ontology annotation, biological process: virion assembly; proteolysis; DNA integration. The record is from RefSeq and is a predicted model, not a curated record.